This is a messenger RNA of Mizuhopecten yessoensis (Yesso scallop), 742 nucleotides long. RefSeq names its product HRAS-like suppressor 3. Gene Ontology annotation, molecular function: A2-type glycerophospholipase activity; glycerophospholipid phospholipase A1 activity. NCBI's taxonomy places the organism in Eukaryota, Metazoa, Mollusca, Bivalvia, Pectinida, Pectinidae. Bases 104 to 616 code for a protein of 170 amino acids. Gene Ontology annotation, cellular component: cytoplasm. The transcript has 5 exons. Gene Ontology annotation, biological process: N-acylphosphatidylethanolamine metabolic process. The record is from RefSeq and is a predicted model, not a curated record.
GGAAAUUACCUGCUCCAUGAUUCACUAUAGAAUACUGGAAAUGGAAGUUAACAGAGAUAACACAAAAGCCACAGCGUAAACUGAUAUUUGCCCCAUUCGUAAAAUGAAAGGAUCCUUCCGUAAGGUUAAAGGAAGUUUGGAAUGUUUUUCUGCAUCAAGUACAGAUUUAUCAAAAUCCCUGUCAUGCGUGGAAUCAAUCAGAUCUCAGAAAGCCAGGAUCAAAAGAAGUCUGAGGAAACGGAAACGUGGCGACAUGAUUAAGAUGAUACGAAAAGGUUAUCUGCACUACGCCAUAUAUAUAGGCAGCGACAAGAUCGUUGAUUUAGUCGCAGAUAAUGGUGGUGACGUUAGCUCACGUAAUCUAUACGAGACUGUUGGUGACAGCGAAUGUGCGAUCGACAACUACUUGGACGAGGAGCGCAGUCCCUACAGAAAGAGGCGGGUUGUACAGCGGGCAUUGUUGUCGAUUGCGGACCAGCAUAUAUACAGCCUAAGAACAUACAACUGUGAACAUUUCGCGACGUGGUGUCGGUAUGGGUACAAAUGUUGGCAUCAGCCGUGUGAAGUGGCCGCCAUGUUUGGAGCUAUAAGUGAAUCAAGCCUUUCCUCAAGCUGAUGAACCCGUCUUUAUAUGACAAGGAUGUUAAACUCCAAUUAAAGAUGUCACAGCAGAGAUUUCAUGGAAGGGCCAAUCCUUGGAGAACGCAUGGUCGAUGGCAUCAAUAAGAAUUACGAAGAGGAA